This is a messenger RNA of Setaria italica (foxtail millet), 2403 nucleotides long. Its product is annotated as mitogen-activated protein kinase kinase kinase 3. Lineage: Eukaryota; Viridiplantae; Streptophyta; Magnoliopsida; Poales; Poaceae. Gene Ontology annotation, biological process: protein phosphorylation. The coding region runs from base 111 to 2126 and encodes 671 amino acids. The transcript has 11 exons. Gene Ontology annotation, molecular function: ATP binding; protein kinase activity. The record is from RefSeq and is a predicted model, not a curated record.
UCUCUCUCUCUCUCUCUCUCUCUCUCUACACCCACAGGCCACAGCGCGCGCGCGCUCUCUCUCUGCACGCCUCCUCUUCUCUCUGUCCGAAGGCACGGUGGAGCGGCAGGAUGCCGGCGUGGUGGAAGGGCAAGGGCAGGAGCAGCAAGUCCAAGGCCGCGGCAGCGGCGGCGGCGGGGGACGCCGGCGCGAUUCCGGCGGCCGCCGCGGCCGGGGAAAUUAAGGGGAAGAAGAAGGCGAGCAGCUUCGACGAGGCGCUCCUCGCCGCGGGGGUCCGCGGGAAGCAGCAGCAGCAGCCGCUGCCGGUGGCGGGGGCGGUUGUCGGGCUCCCGCUCCCGCGGCCGGCGUCCCUGCCGGCGCCGCCGCCGUCCGCGCCGGCAUCGGCCUCGGCCUCCGCGUCGGCGUCGGCUUCCAGCGGCGGCGGCUCCUCGCUGGGGUCCUCGGCGGCGUCCGACGAGCAGCUGGAUCUCGGGGUUUACAGGUUAUCAGAAACAAGCAGCACUCUUCCGGGCAGAGCAGUAGCAAAUGAAUCUCGGAAACAGAGCCAUGUGUUAACAGAAGGGCGUAUUUUCACAAAUAAUCAGGCUUUGGAGCAUCCCCGGUUGUCUGAAACCUCUGUUUCUCCGAGGAAAGAAUUUCACCUUCAAAAUUUGGAUCUUGAUCGAACUACGUACUGCCGUGGUCGGAAAUCAACAGAAAUUGUGUUCAGUACACAAGUGCCAAGCUCUCCCCCUAGCUCAAGAGGGCAUCACUAUUCAACCUCCCCUGUGCCAUCAAGAACAUUUGGGCAAUCCCAAGCAUCUCCUACUGCAUGGCAGGAUGAUUCGCGAAGCUCAAGCUCACCUCAACCUCUUCCUCUUCCUCCAGGCUCCCCAUGCUUGCCUUCCUGUUCUCUACAGUGGAAGAAGGGGAAGUUGCUAGGUAGUGGAACGUUUGGGCAAGUAUAUCUAGGAUUCAACAGUGAAGGUGGCCAAAUGUGUGCAAUUAAAGAGGUUAAGGUCAUUUCUGAUGAUUCUAACUCAAAAGAGUGUCUCAGGCAGCUGAAUCAGGAAAUCGUGCUGCUGAGUCAGCUGUCACAUCCAAACAUUGUGCAGUACUAUGGCAGUGAUCUGUCUAAUGAGACACUCUCAGUCUAUCUCGAGUAUGUUUCUGGGGGCUCUAUCCAUAAGUUGCUUCAAGAAUACGGCCCAUUUGGGGAGGCAGUUCUUCGGAAUUACACAGCACAAAUUCUUUCUGGCCUUGCAUACUUGCAUGGGCGGAAUACAGUGCAUAGGGAUAUCAAAGGGGCAAACAUACUUGUCGAUCCUAAUGGUGAUAUCAAGCUUGCCGAUUUUGGUAUGGCCAAGCAUAUAUCAGCGUACACAUCUAUCAAAUCCUUCAAAGGGAGCCCUUACUGGAUGGCACCAGAGGUUAUUAUGAAUAGUAAUGGCUACAGCCUUUCAGUAGAUAUUUGGAGCCUUGGCUGCACCAUUCUUGAGAUGGCAACAGCCAAACCUCCUUGGAGUCAGUAUGAAGGGGUGGCUGCAAUAUUUAAAAUUGGGAACAGCAAAGACAUACCUGAUAUCCCAGAUCAUCUUUCUUCUGAGGCGAAAAGCUUUCUGAAACUCUGUUUGCAACGUGAUCCUGCUGCCCGCCCUACAGCUGCUCAGCUGAUGGAUCAUCCUUUUGUCAAGGACCAUGCUACACCUAGGAGUUCCAGGUCUGGCAUGACAAGAGAUAUGUUUUCUACUUCAACCGAUGGAAAAAACAGCACGGUGCAAACAAGCAUUGCCAUGUCAUCAUACAGAAGCUUAUCUCCUUUAAGAGACACAAGAAACCUGCCAGCACCAACAUCCCCCAUCCCUUCGACAGCAAAUCGCAGGAUUGCAGCAAUCAACCCAUCCAAUGUGCGGAUGAACAUGUCCCUGCCCGUCUCUCCUUGCUCUAGCCCGCUACGGCAGUACAGGCAGUCCAACCGAAGUUGCUUGCCAUCGCCUCCUCACCCAGCCUAUUCAGCUGGAGCAGCCAACUACAGUCCUAUCAACAAUGCGCUCUAUCCAAUGCGACCAAGCAGCGGUCUCACGGACCCAUGGCUCGAAAUCUCUCCACUGAAUACACAAACUUUUGAUUCUCCAAGAAGAUUGUAGAGGUUCCAAAAAGGAAGCAAUACUUUGUAUACACACAGGAAGGAAAAAAGUGUUCCAUAAAUUAUGUUGUUAUUAGAAGAACAAAGGAACUCCCCCCCUUUUUUGUUUUGCCCUUUCUGUAUCUAUCUUCCACCCAGGAUGCAGUCGCAUCGCCUUUGUACAAAUUCAGAGAAGAGGUCUAGUGAAAAAAGUAGCAAUUCAGAUCGCACCUGUAUAUGUUUUGUCCAUAUGGCUGGAUUUUGCACAAGCUUUGUUACACAGAGGGGGUUCAGGGUAA